AUGGCAAUCCUCGAAGAAUUUCUCAGAUCUAUUCUGAAGUUCAUCAGGACAAAGGACUCUAAAAGUUUACAGUUAUGGCUUCGAGUUGAACCUCCCCUUCCCGACCACUAUUUUCAGCUUGGUAAAGAAUUGAAAGCAUCAUUCCAAAACAGCACUACACUAGAACGCCAAAUUGCGAAGCUCCUGCCCGAUGAUCCUGACGCAAGUUUUGAGGAUGGCAACAUUUGGCCGGGCUUUUUGGCUUUUAUGAAAGACUAUUUGGAGUUCUGGAGAGAUGUCAGUUUUGAAGACUUAUUAGAAACACACUCACAGCUUACCGCUUUAGCAAGUACUUGUCUAGCAGCUUUGUCCAAUCCAACAUAUGGGAUAGUAAUACUGCCGACGGCCAUCCAAUUAUCCACAGCACUCGCCAAACUUGCAAUGACCCUCGACAAACGACCAGAUCUCACUAGACGAUUGCGGAGAGUCGCUGAUGUCGAUGCGGGCGAGACUAGGAAGACUUUGGUUGAAGGAACUGCAGAAACAAUACAACGCGCGUUCACACUUUGCUUGACGGAAAGGACCACAAAUAGAAAUGGCGUUGGGGCAGAUGGGAAGCCAGAAGGAAAGAAAGUCGGCAUAUACUCAUUCGCGAAUCUGGCUUUGAAACUCUUCUUCCAAUGCCGGAAAACGCGAUUGGCGAAUCAACUUAUCACAAACAUUACUCAACACUCUCCGCCACUGGAUCUUUAUCCCGCAAGCCAAAGGGUGACAUAUCUCUAUUAUCUUGGCCGUUACUUCUUCUCGAAUACCCACUUCUAUCUCGCGCAGUGUAGCCUUCAAGCUGCGUACGACCAGUGCCAUGCCCAGUGUAUUAACCAGCGACGCCUAAUUUUGAUCUACCUAAUAUCAUCGAAUCUGAUCCUCGGUCGAUUUCCUUCUCGGCCUUUUAUGUCGCGUCCCGAAGCCGCUGGAGUCCUUGAAAAGUUCACACCGAUUAUCAAGGCCAUCAAAUUAGGAGACCUGAUUGCUUUCAAGCGCUCUUUGGGCUCGGAAGGUGGAAAUGAGAAAUGGUUCUUCGACAAAGGAAUUCUUCUGCCGCUUUUGUACCGUUGCGAAACGUACGUUUGGCGAUCACUUGCACGACGAGUCUUAUGUUUGACAUACCAGUGGCCAUUCGACCCUAAUUCCAAAAAAGCACCGACUAUGAAUCUUGUCGAUUUGGUCACAGCUGCGCAAUAUUGCCAAAAGAUACUUGAGGGUUGGGAGCGACCCGUAGACUCUACUGCAUUUAUGCAGUCCGGUCGCACACACACCAAUACCAUGUUUAUGACAGCGCCAGAUUUGAUGAAGCCCCCCUCGGACACGGUAAAAAUCUCGGCAAAUAGUGGGGUAAUCUGGGGCAGUAAAAUGCCAGAAAUGUUGGAUAUUGAAGCAAUUGUCGCAAGUUUGGUCCAACAAGGGUUGUUGAGGGGAUUCAUCAGUCAUAUACAAGGCAAAUUUGCGAUUUUAGGUGCAAAACAGAGGGGCGGACCUCUAAGUGCAGGGUUUCCAAUUAUUUGGGAAGUUAUUAAGGAUAGAGCUGAAAAGGAGGGGCACGGUAUUGAUGUACCUGGUUGGGUCACUGGUGACAGCACUGGAAAUACUAGUGGGGGAAUCGUCAAUUUGACUGGAAUCGCUCGACCCGCUGGGGCUACAUGA
Sclerotinia borealis F-4128 is the source of this 1680-nucleotide messenger RNA. Lineage: Eukaryota; Fungi; Ascomycota; Leotiomycetes; Helotiales; Sclerotiniaceae. The record is from the annotation of a GenBank genome assembly.